UUUGUCAGUUGGACAACAACCACCGAAAGGGAUAUACUUAUAAUCGACUACCUAUCAGAGCUCGCGCUUUUUUGAGUCCUCACCUUUUUUGUGUGCGCGCGCGCUUCUGGAGUUUCUCUCCAAACAGGUUCGACCAGAAAUCAGGACACACCUGCAGAGAGAGAAAAAGGAAGCAUUGUAUACUCGGGACGCCAUUCUUUACUCUAUCUUUGACCUCUGUGGACGACGGACGGAUAGAAAGCCAACGAGGAAACUUUUCAUUAAUUCGUUUGAAGGUUUAUUUAACUUCAUCAUGAUGAAAAUGUGGAUUGCUCUUGUUGUCGUUGCCUUUGCUGCAACAGCGUCAGCUCAAGAUUGUUCAUGUGAAACUAUGAAGUGGGCCACCUGUGAGGGACCGCCAUGUAAGUGUAUCGUACUGGUCGGCGCCGGCGAGAAACAGACGCUGGACUGCAAAGCCUUGGUCCCUAAGUGCUACUUGAUGAAGGUUGAGAUGUACAGAGCUAGAAAGGGCCAGGACACCCGUACUGGAGGAAAGCCAGUGGAGUCUGCCUUUGUGGACAACGACGGCAUCUAUGACCCAGAUUGUGAGGCUGAUGGCAAAUUCAGGGCCAAGCAGUGCAACAACACAAAGGAGUGCUGGUGUGUCAACAGUGCUGGCGUUCGUAGAACUGACAAGGGCGACGAGAAUCUCAAGUGUGAAAAGCUGGUGGAGACCAACUGGGUCCGGCUUCAGCUGACACACAAACCUGUGACCACUCCAGUGAAUGUCAACAAUUUGAAGCCUGCCAUUGUGGAAGCCAUUUACACACGUUACAACAAAUUUAACAAGGAUAUGGUGAAGGAUGUCGAGUAUGACCCUAAGGCCCGCAUGAUUGUGGUGGAUGUGAAGAAGCCAAAGGGAGAACGCACGACUGACCUGACCAACAUGGCCUACUACAUGGAGAAAGAUGUGAAGGUGCUGCCCCUAUUUAAGAGCCCAAACAAGUUUGAGCCCAUGGUGGACGGCCAGAAGCUGGAGAUGGAGAACAUCCUGGUGUACUAUGUGGAUGAGGAGCCCCCAACAUUCACCAUGAAGAACUUGUCUGGUGGGAUCAUCGCUGUCAUCGUGGUGGUGGUGCUGGCUGUGGUCGCCGGCCUGUUGGUCCUGUUCUUCGCCAGAAGGCGAGAGCUUCAGAAGUACAGCAAAGCCCAGCCAAGAGAGAUGGAGGCCAUGUAAAGUCAUCAUCACUGCUGUGGAGUCUAAUGAAGAGUCGGCUUGUACAUCACCUUUUUGGAUUAAUGAUUUUUUGCAGUGGGACGGUGCCAUUUUUACCAUUUUACUUGAGGAAUACAGAUUGUAAAGGAAUCAACUUGCUUGUUUUUUGUGUUGGCACUGCUAGUACCAUUUUAUUUAUAAACUGAGUCCUAACUCAUCCAUUAAAUCUAUGCCAUAAAGAACUUUAGCUUUUCAAAUAUUUGCCUGGACAAUGCCACAUUUUAUGUUAGAACUUGUUGACUGGUUAAAAUUCUGCGCCAUAGAUUGUACAGUUUCUUACUUAUGUGUGUUUUGUUGGAGUGUUUUUAAUAAAAAUGUUUUUAAAAGAC
Messenger RNA from Cottoperca gobio, 1584 nucleotides. It is a transcript of the gene epcam, whose product is annotated as epithelial cell adhesion molecule. Gene Ontology annotation, cellular component: membrane. The transcript has 9 exons. The coding region runs from base 293 to 1216 and encodes 307 amino acids. The record is from RefSeq and is a predicted model, not a curated record. Lineage: Eukaryota; Metazoa; Chordata; Actinopteri; Perciformes; Bovichtidae.